AUGGCCGAUGAUCUAGCUGGAGAAGUAGAUCAGAUCAAAGAAUUACUAUCGGGGAAAGUAAUCGACGAUUUCAAAGUUUUAAAAGCCAUCGCCUCCGGUUAGAUAUCUACUCGUUACUAUGUCUAUUGUUUAGGAGGAUACGGAGCAACAUUUGCAGUGCAGCAUGUCAAGUCCAAAACUCCCGCCUGCCUAAAAGUAAUGGUCAUCCUGCAUCGAAGAAAUCAAUCUUUAGGUGGCAUUAAACUCCAACAGAAUUCUAAGUCUCGAAACCUCCGUCAUGAAAUUGUUUAUCGACAAACAACCGCAGGAACGCUCUCGCCAUCUCUGCCGGAUCUAUACCAAUGGCACUAUCAACCUUGUAGUAGAUGGAAUUAUCAAAGAAGUCUACUAUGUGGUCAUGGAGUUUCUGCCGGGGAAUCUUGUUAGCUUUAUCUCUCAAUAUAAGGGAUACGAUUAUCUGAUAUGUGGAUGUGAGUUGGCUCUUCAGAUGUUAAAUGUAAGCGGUAUACUGUAAUGCAGUGCUAUAUCUGCAUUAAGGGUCUCUAUAAUAUGCAUUGUUUGGGCAUCUUACAUCGAGAUAUCAAGGCAGAGAACGUAGGCUUCAGAAAUGGAAAGACAGCUGUUCUUUUGGACUUUGGGUUGGCCAGAAUAAUAACCGAUGUUGAUGGAAAUAUCAGAUCAACAAGAUCCCGAGUAUGUGUUAGAGGAACAAACGAAUGGGCUAGUGGAAAUUGCGAAAGAGGAAUGGAACAGGUAAAGCUACAAUGGAUGACAAAGAAGUAAAUAAAGCCGACUUAACAUUCAAGCGACUGAGCCAAAGCAGGCCGCCAGUAGCAUGGAUUGCGGAAAAAAGGCCCGCCAGUCAAAAAGGUCCGCAAAAAAAGAUUCUUCUAACGAAGCUGAUGUCAGUAAGACCUAGAGGGGUGCAGGGUAAUCGACCGCGAUGACUUAGAAAAUACAAUUCAUUUUUUCUAAUUUUUGCUUGUUUGUCUUAACAAGUAAAUAGUACUGUAAAUUAUAUAUAGCAAUUAGAAAUUACUACUUUACAGUACUGCUUAUGAAAAAAAGUAAAAAUCAGAAAAAAUAUAUUAGAUUUUUGAAAUCUAUGCCAUCGUUUGCCCUACAGGUCUCACAACCUACACUAUCUUAUAUUUAUAUUUGUUAAGUCUUUCCCGAGUCCAUGCCGUUACAGUAUCCCCAUUACCGCAGGAAAUUAAGCCCUAAUAUUAUCCGAAACGGAAUUCCAUACUACCUGCGCCUUAUCUUGACACAAACAGUCCCUUGAAUGUUAAGGGCCGAGUUGAUGAUUUGAUGGGAUGGAUGUACACCUUGACCGAGUUAUUCUACCACAACGAUGACUUGAAUUGCUUACCUUGGGCUGAAUACGAGAAGAAUGAACGUCUCAGACACUUGAUGAAGUCCCCUCAUCUUCCUGCUAAUCUCAUACUUAGAGAUCUCCCUAAUGAAUUCUACCAGAUAUAUGUAAGUAAUUCACAUAAUAUCUUCAACUUGAUUCCAGGCCUACUUACACACGUUAUCUCGAAUGGAUCAACCCAAUUACCAAUAUAUCAUUCUGCUGUUAUUGAGAGCCAAGAAGAAGUUUUCCAUUUUGAAGACAAGAGAUAUGAACAAAAAUCAUAAGACGGCCAAGGACAAGGAGAAGAACGAGAUUAGGACCAAAUACGACCCUCUUAUGAACAAAGUUGACGCUCUAAAAGACGUGGAACAAUACAACAACGAAAUGGAGGAAGUGUUUGAUAUUGUUUUUGGUAAUUAA
Bursaphelenchus xylophilus (pine wood nematode) is the source of this 1777-nucleotide messenger RNA. The record is from the annotation of a GenBank genome assembly. NCBI's taxonomy places the organism in Eukaryota, Metazoa, Nematoda, Chromadorea, Rhabditida, Aphelenchoididae.